This is a messenger RNA of Planococcus citri (citrus mealybug), 1855 nucleotides long. Its product is annotated as tubulin alpha-8 chain-like. Gene Ontology annotation, molecular function: GTP binding; structural constituent of cytoskeleton. Gene Ontology annotation, biological process: mitotic cell cycle; microtubule cytoskeleton organization. Gene Ontology annotation, cellular component: cytoplasm; microtubule. The record is from RefSeq and is a predicted model, not a curated record. NCBI's taxonomy places the organism in Eukaryota, Metazoa, Arthropoda, Insecta, Hemiptera, Pseudococcidae. The transcript has 4 exons. The coding region runs from base 160 to 1605 and encodes 481 amino acids.
AACGCACAGACUUCAAAUUAAAUUUUCAAAUCGUACAUUCAGUUGCGAACUAAACGAAGAAAGGCCAAUAAUCAAAAUUGGGAGUAGAUUUUUCAAAAUUUUUUGUAGAUUUUAUAAUUUUUUGGUUUUUAGAAAAAAUUCAUACAACUCGUAAACAAAAUGCGUGAAGUUGUAUCCGUACAUGUUGGCCAAGCCGGAGUUCAGAUUGGAAGCGCUUGUUGGGAAUUGUACGGUGUUGAGCAUGGAGUAAGUCCGGAUGGCUUUUUGACAGCUGAUAAUUUACCGUGUAACGCUCAAGAUUUUUUCGGCACAUUUUACCAAGAAACAUCGACCGGACGAUACGUACCUCGGGCUAUUUUAAUCGAUCUCGAACCUACCGUAAUUGAUGAAAUUCGUAACAAUCAGUACAAAGAGCUUUUCCGACCAUCUUCGUUAAUAUCUGGUAAAGAAGAUGCGGCUAAUAAUUUCGGUAGAGGAUAUUACACGAUUGGCAAAGAAAUGGAGGUAACGAUUUUAGACGCGAUUCGUAAACAAGCCGAAGUAUGCAGCAGUUUCGCCGGAUUUUUCCUUUUCCAUUCGAUGGGAGGUGGCACCGGCUCUGGUUUGACUACCUUGCUAAUGCAGAAACUCGCUAGCGAAUACGGAAAGAAGCAUAAAUUGGAAUUCGUCGUCUACCCGUGCCCGAGGCUAUCAACGGCAGUAGUCGAGCCCUACAACGCCGUACUCAUGUCCCACGGUACCAUGGAGCACAGCGAUUGCGCUUUCUUGGUGGACAACGAAGCCCUGUACGACAUUUGCACUCGCCAGCUGGAUAUGGAACGACCCACCUACGUCAGUCUGAAUCGAAUUUUCGGCCAAGUCAUCUCGGCUCUGACAGCAUCGAUGCGAUUCGACGGUUCCAUCAACGUAGACUUAUCCGAAUUCCAGACCAAUCUCGUACCGUAUCCCCGAAUUCACUUCCCUCUCAUCACGUACGCCCCGUUCCACUCGAUCAACAAGGCCACUCACGAAAAAGUCACCGUCACAGCGUUGACCAGGGCAUGUUUCGAUAAAUCCAACCAAAUGCUAAGAUGCGAUCCAACCCGCGGCAAAUACAUGGCCUGUUGCAUGCUGUACCGAGGCCUGAUCCAGGUCAAAGAAGUAAACUCGUCUAUUCAAAUAAUUAAAAAUAGUAAAAUACCUUUCGUAGACUGGUGUCCGACCGGUUUCAAAAUCGGCGUAAAUUACCAACCACCCACCUGCGUACCUGGUAGCGGUCUGUCGCCGGUUAAUCUAUCAUUAUGCGCCAUCAGCAAUUCGACAGCUAUCGCCGAAGUAUGGUCCAGGGUUAAUUACAAAUUCGACCUGAUGUUCGCCAAAAGAGCUUACGCUCAUUGGUACUUGGGCGAGGGUAUGGACGAGCAAGAAUUCGUCGACGCUAGAGAGAACUUGGCCGCGUUGGAGAAAGAUUACGAAGAAUGCGGUAAGGAUUCGGAUAAGGGUGAAAGUGGCGGCGAAGAAGAAUCCACCGCUUUCUCGACGACAGCCACUCCAGAUAGUGCACAAUCGGAAGAAGCUACCGAUGCACCGACCGAUGCAACAUCCGCCACCGAUGCACCCGCGUAAUAAGUAGUUCACGCGGAUUGAUUAUUGUCCGAUUUUUUUUACCAUCACCCCCUAAUAUGUCAUGCGCGAUGGCCAAUUCACCGCAAGUGGUGGAUUUUAUGGUAGAGCAUGAUUUUGUACAUAGUAUCGCUAUUACCUAAUUUAUUACGAAUAUUUUUUUAUCCUUCGUGUAAGAUCAGAUUGUUAUAAUGUACGAUUAGGUAAGGAUAGUUUGAACUAGGGACGAAUAAUAAACGAUUUCAAAUCCGCA